AUGAGGCUUACUCUUCCUAGAGCUGAAGCUAUGGCGUUGAUACGACACAAUCUUACAUCAGCGAACAACGAAUUGACAGAAUUAGAACAAUCAUCAUCUGAACGUCUACCAGAAGGCUCUGAAAUGGAUAUAGAAUCAAGCUCUUCUGAAGAAGAACUAUUACCAAAAAGACAUAAACUUAGACAUGUUAUUGCAACUUCUAACGUAAGUUCUGAUAUAGCUCCGAUGGAAGAUUUUUUUGAUACUAUGAGUGAAGAAGAAAUAUUUAGAUAUAAA
Funneliformis geosporum is the source of this 276-nucleotide messenger RNA. NCBI's taxonomy places the organism in Eukaryota, Fungi, Glomeromycota, Glomeromycetes, Glomerales, Glomeraceae. The record is from the annotation of a GenBank genome assembly.